GGCUUCAAAAAUCACACGGGGUGGGUGGGUUGCCUUCUCACUGUACAAAUUUUAUUUCAAUUCCAUCAAAAGGAAAAUAAACUCUAGGGUUUCCAAUUUUCACCUUUUCCUCCCGCUCUCUCUCUCCUCGCUGCUCCACUCUCCCCACGGCGGCACCGCGGCCUCUCUCGCGGCGGCCGGUGCUUUCUCCAUUUCUUCUUUACUCCUUUAUCCCCUCUCACUUUCUCUGUCGUCGUGUUCUUCACCAUUUCUCUCACCUACAACUGAAAGUGCGGUCAACUGAGCUCUGCGCCAGCCAUCCGCCAUCUUUUUGGUUCAUGGUCUCAACCCAAAGUGCGGCUCUAGUCUCUAUGUAGAUACCUAGGGUCCAAAAGUUCAACUCAUGUGUUGAGAUACUCGGAGGAUCCAUACAGCUCAUGCAUUUUGUUUCACAUUUCUCGUGUUCUUGACAAAGAUACUAAGUUAUGGAGUGCAACAAAGAAGAGGCAUCAAGAGCCAAGGAUAUUGCUCAGAAGAAAAUGGAAGCAAAAGACUUUCCAGGGGCUCGUAAGUUUGCUCUGAAGGCCCAGCAGCUUUAUCCUGAUAUGGAAAAUAUUUCCCAGAUGAUUUGUGUGUGUGAUGUGCACUGCUCAGCGGAAAGAAAAAUGUUUGGAAGUGAAUCGGACUGGUAUGGCAUUCUUCAAAUUGUACACACUGCAGAUGACACAUUAAUUAAGAAACAAUAUCGCAAGUUUGCUCUUCUUCUUCAUCCUGACAAGAACAAAUUUUCUGGCGCUGAAGCUGCAUUCAAGUUGAUAGGGGAGGCACAGAGAGUGCUGCUGGAUAAGGAGAAAAGGUCAUUCUAUGACUUGAAAUGCAAAGCAUCCUGUAAACCAGUGAGACAAAACCAGCCUCCUCAGCAGACAAGUAGGAAUGUCAAUGUUGUUAAGACAACUAGGGUCCAGAACAAUGUCACAAGCAAUUCUAAUUCACAUGCUAAAGGUUUUAAUUUCACACAUCAAGAGCAAAAACAGCAGCCUCAAUCAGCAGCUGCCAAAGACAAGGAGACCUUCUGGACCCAAUGUCCUUAUUGUGCUGUUCGUUAUCAGUAUUACAGGGAAGUUUUGAAUAGAGCUCUCCGUUGUCAGAGUUGCCAGAAGCCCUUCAUUGCCUAUGAUAUGCUUGUUCAGGGUCCACGACCUGGAUCUGAUGCAACUCAGCCUGUGUUUCCUGGGCAGAACAUUCCCAAUGCAAGUGCUACAGGAUCAGGGGCUGUGAAUGAGAAGCAUGCUUCAAAUGGUGGGGUUCCAGCUGGGAAAAAUGCGGAAGCAAGCCGGUCACAGAAAGCCAGCCAGACACACAAAGGUCCAAACAAAGGGGGUAAACAAGUGGAACAGGCAUUUAAACCCUCUAAGAAAGUAGAUGGUAAAAGAGGGAAGAAGCAGGAGGUAGAGUCUAGUGAAAGUUUUGGAUCAGAGAGCAGCCUGGAGUCUGAAGAUUCUCAGAGGGCACAACAAUUUGACAGUGAUGGGGAUGGAUGUGCUAGAAGAUCAAGCCGGAAUAAACGGCAUGUGUCAUACAAUGAAGAUGUAAGCGACGAUGAGAAUAUCAUGAACCCUUCUAAAAAGGCAAAUAAACGGCAUGCUAAUGAAGAUGUAAGCGAUGAUGAAGAUGUAAGCGAUGAGGAUAUCAUGAACCCUUUUAAAAAGGCAAAUAAACGUCAUGUCAAUGAAGAUGUAAGCGACGAUGAGGAUAUCAUGAACCCUUUUAAAAAGGCAAAUAAACAGCAUGCCAAUGAAGUCUUCGAUGAUUGGAUCCCUCCGAAAAACGUAAAAGAGAGUGAACGAACUUGUCCGACAACAGAAGAGAAAGGUAAGAGACAGCAGCCGGAAUCUUCGAAGAUUAACAAAAACUAUGGAUCUGAUUCAAGCCCUGAAACAAAACCUCAGCCAAAAUUUUUUGAAUAUCCUGAUCCAGAUUUUUGUGAUUUUGAUGUGUCUAGGAAAGAACAGUGCUUUAAAGUUGGGCAGGUUUGGGCUGCUUAUGAUACUGCAGAUGCAAUGCCUAGAUUCUAUGCCAAGGUCAGGAAAAUUUUUACUAGACGGUUUAAGCUGCAGAUAACCUGGCUUGAGGCGCAUCCAGAUGACGUGUUUGGGAAAAAAUGGGCCAAUUCAGAGUUGCCAUUUUCGUGUGGUAAAUUUAAACUUGGUGCAUCUGAUUUUACAGAAGAUCGUCUUAUGUUCUCCCAUGAGGUAGUUUGGGACAAAGGUGUUGGUGGUAAAGAUUCUACCUUGAUAUAUCCUAGAAAGGGGGACACAUGGGCCCUUUUCAAGAACUGGGAUGCAGAAUGGUUUUUAACUCCAGAGGAUGACAGAAAGUUUGAAUAUGAAUAUGUUGAGAUACUGUCUGAAUAUAAUGAAACUGUUGGGAUACGCGUUGCACAGUUGGUGAAGCUGAAGGGCUUCACUAGUCUGUUUUACCGAGUAAGUGAAAGUGAAUUACGAAUACCGCCUGCUGAGGUACUUAAGUUCUCGCACAAAGUACCUUCUUAUAGAAUGAGUGGUAUUGAGAGGCCUGGUGUUCCUAGGGGUUCAUUUGAGCUUGACCCAGCUUCCACAACCAGGAACAUUGAAGAAAUCACCCUUCCUUCAAAGGGAAACACUAGCUCUGUUCACUUAUCUGCUAAUUCUAAAGUAGUGAAUCCUGGUGUGAACACAGCUAAAAAUCCAUUGCCCAGUUCUUGUGAUAAUGGCAAGGGUAAUCAGGUGCACAAGAACAACUUAAAUAGUGAUGUGACUGCCCAAGACAUCCCAGAUCCAGAAUUCUUUAAUUUUGAUGACCUGAAAUCAAAUAACAAGUUUCAGGUAGAUCAAGUGUGGGCUUUGUAUAGUGACACUGAUGGCUUGCCAAAAUACUACGGUGUCAUUAGGAAAAUUGAUCCUCACCCACAGUUUAAGGUGCAAAUAUCAUGGCUUGAAGCCUGCAAUUCGCCAAAUGAUAUGAUUUUAUGGAAGGAAAAGGGGAUGCCAAUUUCCUGUGGGCAGUUCAAGAUUGAAAAUGGCAAAACGCAAACAUAUACAGGAAAUAGUUCCUUUUCUCAUCAACUGUGUGCAAAAGCAACAGCAAGAAAGAAUGUGUUGGCUAUCUAUCCACAAAAGGGUGAAGUUUGGGCCCUUUACAAGAACUGGAAUGCCUCUAUGAUGGUUGCGGACUUGAAGAAAUACGAUUACGACAUUGUGGAAGUCCAGGAGGACAAUAAUUUAUAUCAUAUUAAAGUGUUGCUUUUAGAGCGAGUGAGUGGUUUCCGCUCAGUUUUCAAGCCACAGAAGAAUGCUCACACUAGAGAGAUCUCCCGAAAUGAAAUGCUUAGAUUCUCCCAUCACAUUCCAUCGUUCAGGCUCACAGAUGAGAAAGGUGGUAGUUUGAGAGGCUUUUGGGAGCUAGACCCUGCUGCAAUCCCCAGUCAACCUUUGUACAAAUUGUAGGUCAAUGCUUAUCAUUUGAUGACUUGCUUUUUGCUGUUGUAGCUGCAAUGCAUCUGAUAUUUGUGGGAUAUGAAAUACUGGAAACUAUUUUAGAACUAUCCUUUGAGAUCUGAUAUAAUAUGCAGCACUUGGUUAGGGCAUGCAUAUGAUCCUUCACUUAGUGAUGGUCUCCUUUAUCUUUUGGCCACAUUAUUUUUAUUGAACAGGUUAUCAAAGGAGUUAUGUAGGUGGAAGUGAUCUAUCUGCUAAUGUUAGUGUUAGUCACAUGUUAAUUGUAAAAUCACUUUUCGACAGAACAUUAGAUGUCUCUUGUUGUUGUGUAGAAAUUAUGCUUUUGGAGGUUUUACUGCACCUCGUUCACUGAUUUAGCUAUUGCAGUUACAGUCGUAUAUAUAUCUGUUAGUUAUUCUUCA
Messenger RNA from Spinacia oleracea (spinach), 3877 nucleotides. RefSeq lists its product as uncharacterized. The transcript is spliced from 3 exons. Bases 465 to 3464 code for a protein of 999 amino acids. NCBI's taxonomy places the organism in Eukaryota, Viridiplantae, Streptophyta, Magnoliopsida, Caryophyllales, Amaranthaceae. The record is from RefSeq and is a predicted model, not a curated record.